GCCUGGCGGCAGCAUGAGCCAGACUGAGCUGUCCACCUGCACGGCGCCGCAGACGCAGCGCAUCUUCCAGGAGGCCGUGCGCAAAGGCAACACGCAGGAGCUGCAGUCGCUGCUGCAGAACAUGACCAACUGCGAGUUCAACGUGAACUCGUUCGGGCCGGAGGGCCAGACGGCGCUGCACCAGUCGGUCAUCGACGGCAACCUGGAGCUCGUGAAGCUGCUGGUCAAGUUCGGCGCCGACAUCCGCCUGGCCAACCGCGACGGCUGGAGCGCGCUGCACAUCGCCGCGUUCGGGGGCCACCAGGACAUCGUGCUCUAUCUCAUCACCAAGGCCAAGUACGCGGGCAGCGGCCGGUGAUGCGCGCCCCGACCCGGCCCCGCGUGUGUCGUCUCUGCUGUCCCUCCCGCCAACUACCUCGGUGUGCGCCCGGCCCUCGGCGCCCGGGCCACGACGAGUCCGGCGCGCGCGUCCGUGCCCGCGGCGCCCUCUGCCCGGGGUCCGCGCCCCCCCGCGGCCGCCAGGACCCGCCCGAGCGCUUCCCACGGCCCCCCCGCCGGCUCGCGGGUGGGGGCGGGGCGCGGGCCGCAGCCCCUUUGAAAUUUGAGUCUCGCUACCAGCAAGUUCGGAAUCCCGAGACACAGGAUCCUCCGCUCAAAAUGUGUUCUCCCGAAGGUGGAAGGACCUGCGGUCGGACCCGCCGCCGCCGAGGAGGCGCUCCGCUGUUACUGGGGUUCUAAACUAUUUAUCACGUGUGUGUAUAUUUGUGGGUGAAGUUUGUGCGCCUGGUUUUUUUGUUUGGAAAAUAUUGUGCGUGGUCAAAGUCGUUAUCUGGGGGGAGAUGCGUUUUUUUCCUAGUCUUAAAGCUAAAAACUUGAGUGUCGUUUCUUGGUUGCACUGAAAAUACCGCCCAGCCUGGUGGUUUUCCCGUGCUGUUCCCUCUGCCUCCUGUCUCUCUUCCUCAGCCGUAUCCCCUCCUCUCCGUCCCCCGCCCCCUCCUCACUCACAAUCCCGUGUGAGUUCGGGAAGCCCCAGGCCUUCCUUCGCCCUCUCCCCUGAGAGGCCACCCUCCCCCAGACCUGCUGGUUUUGCAGGGUUUCCGCGGGAGCCUGGGUGCUCGGGUGUGGCGGCGAUGUGGGGGCGUGGAGGGGACCGUAUCUUUUCUAGUGGGUUCUAUUAUAGUUAAGAGUCAGUUGCACACUUUUUUAAAAAGUAAAUGGAUUUGCCACGAUUAAAUGUCAUAACAUUUAUGACAGAAUAUAAAAUAUUAACAUAUUUUAAGCCAAGUUUUAGGUGUAUUUUUUUAAUCUUGGUUAUAAACCCAAUUUUAAAGGGCGUUUUAUCCAGCGUUGUGAAGGCAACAGUGUAUCCAUAUUUAUAUUUUUAUAAAAUACCUAUAAGACUGUGAAUCUCUUGUGCUAAUUGCUGAGUGAGUUGAAGGACCUUUUCGCCCCUCUUCAGCCUCCCGGAGCUUCAAGGACCCAAUUCGAGUCCGAAAAUCCUGCCACGGGGGAGGGGCCGCCGGGAGGGGCCGCGCUAGGACCUGGGCCGGAGGCGGCGCUUCUUCGAGACGUCACUUUCUGUCUCGAAAGGCGCCCUUCCUGGUCUCCGAAGUUCCAAUUUUCUAUGCAACCCCACACCCCUUGUUGUUUUGAUCCCGAGAAAUAAAAGGGAGGCUGAAUUAUUCAAAUUUAAAUGAGGCUUCCCCUGGGUAGAAGUGGUGCUGACCCUUCGUGCAAAAAUGGGGAGCACUUGAGGACACAGGUGGGUGGAGGCCCUUUGUGCGUGGCUAGUCAGAUUCGGGCAGUCAUCUGUGGCUUUUUAUGAGACCCUGUGUGAGAAGAAUAUAUUGAUAAUGUCGGUGAAACAAGCAGACAUUGAAACUGAGGCACAGAUUACUCCAAAAGGAGUUUUUCUGUAUAUUUUUCCUAGAUGCAAAUACCUUUUUAAUUAUGUUAAUUAAUGUUAAGACUUUCUAGGCUCGUAUGGAAGCUGUGUGUGGGUCCCGGUUUGACCACUCGAACAAGUCUGCAGCACAUUCCUGAGUGUACGAUAUAGGCUGGUAGCCCAACGUAAAGAAUUUAUAAAUAAAUUUCUCAUUGGUCUUUUUAUAUUAAAAGGAAGUUUGUUGGUUCUUUUUGGGCUUGGCACCCGGGACGAGGGUCAGGCUGCAACAUGCCGUUGGUGGGUGAAACUGUACAAUGCUCAGCUUGUUCUCACCUAAAGACAGCCUGGCGAACAGGCUCUGGGCUCCACGCAACUGCCACGCCAAGUCAGCCACAUAUAGGAUGUGCGGGGGGCCAGGGGCUGACUUCCUCCAGCACGGGGAGCCCGGGGCCGCCCCGAGAGCACCCAGAACCCGCCCACAGCCCGUCUCUUCUGCUCCCUGGCAAAGCAGCUGAGGCCUCCGCAUGGAAGACUCUCCUUGAAGCUCUUCCCGCUCUCCCACCAGGCUGGGAAGCCUCGGGUCCCUGGAGGGACCAGGCCCCUUUUCAGUCUCCCCCCGGGCUGCUGUGGGUUCCUGCUGGACCACCUGCUGCACAGGAGGGAUAUCUUUUAAAUUUGGGGGAGCACCACAGUUGCUUACUCAU
This is a messenger RNA of Diceros bicornis minor, 2589 nucleotides long. RefSeq names its product NOTCH regulated ankyrin repeat protein (gene NRARP). The record is from RefSeq and is a predicted model, not a curated record. The transcript has a single exon. The coding region runs from base 14 to 358 and encodes 114 amino acids. NCBI's taxonomy places the organism in Eukaryota, Metazoa, Chordata, Mammalia, Perissodactyla, Rhinocerotidae. Gene Ontology annotation, cellular component: cytoplasm. Gene Ontology annotation, molecular function: enzyme inhibitor activity; protein binding; phosphatase regulator activity.